Ilex paraguariensis (yerba mate) is the source of this 203-nucleotide messenger RNA. NCBI's taxonomy places the organism in Eukaryota, Viridiplantae, Streptophyta, Magnoliopsida, Aquifoliales, Aquifoliaceae. The record is from the annotation of a GenBank genome assembly.
AUGUAUGACACUUCUAAGGACUGGGCUGAUUUAUGGAGGCCUGAGCUUGCAGGGAAGAUCUCAAUGGUUGAUUCUCCUAGAGAGGUUGUUGGUGUAGUACUGAAGUGUAUGGGGGCAUCAUAUAACACCAAUAACAUUGACUCUCAAGUUGCUGGUGGGAGGAAUGCUGUGCAGCAGAAGCUUGCAUUGCUUGCAAAACAGGU